Messenger RNA from Ilyonectria robusta, 1124 nucleotides. Its product is annotated as Alpha/Beta hydrolase protein. Gene Ontology annotation, molecular function: catalytic activity. The transcript has 3 exons. The coding region runs from base 97 to 990 and encodes 297 amino acids. Lineage: Eukaryota; Fungi; Ascomycota; Sordariomycetes; Hypocreales; Nectriaceae. The record is from RefSeq and is a predicted model, not a curated record.
CGCUGGUUGUGCCGCCAUUGCCUUGCACAAACUGUACCGUCUUUCCACAGCUCGCUAGUCCGUAAUACAAUCCAACCCUCUCACCGAACGCUCGAAAUGGCAGCCACCACGACAAUCAAGGUUCCCCACCUCGGCGGCAUCACUGCCGGCUACCGACUCUCCGGUGACGCUGUCGAUGCCAGCAAGCCCACCGUUGUCCUCGUCAACUCUAUGUGCACCACGUCUUCACUCUUCAACGCCCAGUUCGAGAGCAAGACGCUCACCGAUGCCGUCAACCUCCUCGCGAUUGAGCCGCUCGGCCAUGGCGCCACCAGCUGCCCCCAGGAGCACUUCACCUACUGGGACUCGGCCCUAAUGUCGCUCCAGGUCAUGGAGGCAUUGGGUGUCCAGAAGGCAUUCGCGUUGGGCACCAGCCAGGGAGGCUGGAUCGUCACUCGCAUGGCCCUGUUGGCCCCGGAAAGGAUCCUUGGUCUCCUGCCCCUCGGCACCUCAAUGGACUACGAGUCGGCCGCAUCUCGCGAGAAGGGCUGCUGGGAUCCCAAGACCCAGCUCAUCUCCUUCUACGAGAGCUGGGGCAGCGCGGAGCCGACGCCGGACUUUGUUGUCGACGAGAUCUGGCGAGGCCUGGUCGCUUCGGUCGGCUUCGGCAGCACCGUCACCCCCGAGACGCUGGCAUUCUGGCACGCCACUCUGAAGGACGUUUACAAGGGCGACGAGGGCCGAAAGAAGCUGCGGGUAGCCGUGGCCUGUCUUUUGGAGCGAGACGGACUGAUGCUUCGUGUACGAGACAUCAAGUGCCCGGUUUACUGGCUCCAGGGCACCGAGGAUCCCGUUUUCGGCGUGACUGUGCCAGCUGAGCAUAUCAAGCUGUUCACGUCGUCCCCCGAGGCCACGUUGACUUUUGUCGAGGGCGGUGGUCACUAUUUGAGUGCGACCAGCCCUAAAGAGAUUGAGGAGGCGCUGUUGAAGAUAGUUGCUAAGUAUGCUUGAUAUCUACAACGCUUUGGGUGGCAUUUUUCAAGCGAAUCAGACAAUACUCAGGAUAGAUAUUGAUCAUUGCGAUUUUGAGCACUACAGCACCCUUAUUUAUUCUCUUGUCCCUUGUUCCCUUGGAAUCAUCUGAA